AUGGUUAGCAAGUGUAAUCUAGUGAGUGUUCUAGGGGUAUUUUUGGUAUUGACAUUGUUCCAAAAUCCGAUCACCGUCUCCGGCCAGAAUGUCCCGGUGGUUGCUUUGUUCACAUUCGGUGACUCCAACUUAGACGCCGGAAACAAACAAGAACUCACCAAAACUCUCGUCGCUCAAGGUUUCUGGCCGUACGGAAAAUCCCGGGAUAAACCCAACGGCAAAUUCUCCGAUGGCUUCAUCACACCGGACUUUCUCGCAAAAUCCAUGAGAAUCGUGAACGAGAUCGUACCGGCGCUUAAACCGAACGUGAAUGUCUCACGUGGAGCUAGUUUCGCCGUCGCCGAUGCUACUCUUCUUGGAACUCCGGUGGAAUCUUUGACUCUGAAUCAACAAAUAAGGAAAUUCAAUCAAAUGAGAGCAAACUGGGACGAUGAAUUGAUCAGGAAGUCACUUUUUAUGAUUUACAUUGGUGCUAAUGAUUACUUAAAUUUCACCAAGAACAACCCUAACGCCGAUGCAUCUGCUCAACAAGCUUUUGUUACUUCCGUGACCAACAAGUUGAAGAACGAUAUCAAAUUGUUGUAUGCAUCAGGAGCUAGUAAGUUCUUGAUCCAAACCCUAGCACCAUUGGGUUGCUUACCGAUCUCUAGACAAGAAUACAACACCGGUUUGGAUCAAUGCUACGAAAAACUCAACGAUUUGGCUAAACAACAUAACGAAAAAAUCGGACCUAUGAUGAAUGAAAUGGCUACAUCCACUCCUGGUUUCCAAUUCUCCGUUUUCGAUUUCUACAAUGUCAUGCUUCGUAGGAUGCAAAAUAACAAGGAUUACCGGUUUUUCGUUACGAACUCAUCGUGCUGUGGAGUUGGAACACAUGAUGCUUAUGGUUGCGGUUUACCUAACGUGCACUCAAGGCUAUGCGACUACCAACGGUCUUACCUAUUCUUUGAUGGGCGUCACAAUACCGAGAAAUCGCAAGAAAUGUUUAGUCAUCUUCUUUUUGGAGCAGAUCAAAAUGUUAUUCAACCGAUGAACGUUCGUGAGCUCGUGGUUUACCCAGUCGAUGAACCAAUGCGUGACUUUUGGGUGCCUCAAACAUCAGAGAGUGUCUCUAGCUCAUCGUCAAGCCGCGGUUACGAGGAUUUAUAA
Molecule: messenger RNA, 1149 nt
Organism: Arabis nemorensis
Lineage: Eukaryota; Viridiplantae; Streptophyta; Magnoliopsida; Brassicales; Brassicaceae
Source: the annotation of a GenBank genome assembly